Messenger RNA from Lagopus leucura (white-tailed ptarmigan), 4762 nucleotides. It is a transcript of the gene POLR3E, whose product is annotated as RNA polymerase III subunit E. The transcript is spliced from 20 exons. The record is from RefSeq and is a predicted model, not a curated record. Gene Ontology annotation, biological process: DNA-templated transcription. Gene Ontology annotation, cellular component: nucleus; RNA polymerase III complex. Lineage: Eukaryota; Metazoa; Chordata; Aves; Galliformes; Phasianidae. Bases 1870 to 3966 code for a protein of 698 amino acids.
UUUCUCAUUGCAGUGGGAGGGUGGUUACGGCAGCCCAGCCUUGGUGGUGCUGAGAAGAUUUGUAUCUCCUGCCCUCGUGUGCUCCAAGGUUUAAUGACUCACACAGACAACUUGCACUGAUGCUGACAUGCACAGGAAAGUCCCUUUAUAAAGAAAGCGAUCUUGCCAAAAGAAAACGUGGAACAAGUGCUCUUGUGGCUGUGCUUGCUACCUCCUAGAGCUUAAUUCCAUUCUUUUAUUCCUGGGGGGUUCAUUUUGUAUUUGCCAUGCAUACAUGCAAACUGCAGAUGCAGAAUUGUGCCUGUGUGUCUUCAGUGGAAGCUUUGUCCUGAUCAGAGGAUUCCUCACAUGAAUGUUGCGCACUGUUCUGGCACACACUGCUUCCUGUGGUAGGUCUGUCACUCUGGUACUCCAGUGAAAGCACCUGCAGUCAUUCUUUAUCCUUAAAUGGUGAAAAACAAUUUUAAUCUUUGUGAUCUGAUAUUUUCUGUAAGUACUGAACUGGAUUCCCAAGAUCUCAUGUAAAAUGGAAAGAACAGCAUUGGAUGAAGGACCAGAAACCAGGUCUUUCAGGUUAGGUUUCUCUUUCUCACCUUGGCCCAGGAAAUCUGAAUUUCUGUUUGGGAAAGUGUUGUCAGGCAGGAGCAGAUUCCCCAUCCCCACAAAGGGCAAGGACAGAGGACUCAGACCUGCAGCUCCCACCUCUGGGUCUGCCGUGUGCACACCUGCUGAGUGCGCUCCCAGUGCCUGCUCUGUUCUGAGUGAAGGCCCCAUUUUGUGCCAAGCUGUCUGCAUGCUGUACUGUACUGAGCACCUGGGUUGUGCAGAGCUGGAGCUGACACAUCUCACUGCUUGAAAAGAGCGCGGCCAUGGGUGUGCUUCUGGGAACUGCAGAGUGCCCAGUGGUUGUCGAGCUCAGUGACACAUUUCUUGGAUAACUGUGUGCUGAUGAUUUGAGAAAACCAUGUGUGUGUUGAAAUAUACUGGAAUGGUUAAGAGGUGAAUUGUGUACUUGAAAAAAAGUCAGCACAGUUGGGGAUGUAGCAUGGAUGCUUCUGCCUCUCACAGACCUCUGACACUGGCUCCUUUCUGUAGGAAGCCCAGCAAAGAGGGGAGUGUGAGUCACUGGUGAGAGUAAGAUCUGUUGAGGCAAGUUCUGUUUUCUCAUUGUUUUGAAGGGUCUGAGGGAAACAGAGGAGUGUCUUAGAGCUGCCAUCCUGUGUGAGCAGUAGGUCUGUGCUCAGCCGUGCGCUGUAGGCAGGGUCAGCACAGUGCAAGUGUAAAUGCUGUCUGGUCCUGAGCACAGAGCUGACACAGGCUUUUUGCUUCUCCUAGCUCUUAAACCAGAAGCUUUCUCCAUUUCUACUUUCAAGGAAAUUUCUCUGGGAAGGGAAGAAGGCUGGUGAGCUGCAUGGCACCAUCCUUAGAGACUGUGACAAGUGCUGUGGUUAUUUCAGAGCUGGGGCAUGCUGUCUGCAAACCAGCUGCUGCUGGGGUGCAGUAGUCACACAGGUAUAAAGCGUGUGCUGCACACAAGUUCUGAAGGCCUGUCCUUCCCUCUGCAGAGCUCUGCUGUAGUGCUCUCUCUCUCAAUAAAGUUAUGGGAACUUAAUUACCUUUGAGACUCUUGUUUGUUUUUGGAGUUGGUGGCAGCUGGUAGAGGUGGUGAGGUGUGAGGGGCCGUGUUGUGCCAACACGAGCACUCCUUCACAGCACACACUGAGUGCAUUGCCUCUGAAAAGAAAGCAGUGUACUUGAACAAAUAGUCUGGGCUCCAUGUGGUACGUGGCACAGAUGCAGUGACUCAUAUGACAUAUCUGUUUUCUUUCAGAUUGUGCCAAGGAAUAAGCCAGCUUUUUGUAUCCUAGCAUGGCAAAUGAAGAAGAUGAUCCAAUUAUACAAGAGAUCGAUGUGUUCCUGGCCAGAAGUCUGCUGGAGAAGUUGUAUCUGUUUCAGUAUCCAAUUCGUCCAGCUUCCAUGACAUAUGAUGAUGUUACACAUUUAUCAGCGAAGAUAAAACCAAAGCAGCAAAAGGUUGAACUGGAAAUGGCCAUUGACACUUUGAAUCCAAACUACUGUCGCAGCAAAGGAGAACAGAUUGCUCUCAAUGUAGAUGGCACUUGUACAGAUGAAACAAGUACCUAUUCCUCGAAGCUGAUGGACAAACAAACUUUCUGCUCUUCACAAGCUGCAAGUAAUGUUUCCCGCUAUGCAGCUGCUGUUUAUAGAAAAGGUGAACUUCACCUGACUCCGCUGCACGGAAUUCUUCAGCUGAGGCCAAGUUUCACCUACUUGGACAAAGCUGAUGCAAAACACCGCGAAAGAGAAGCUGCUAAUGAAGGUGGUGAUUCAUCCCAGGAUGAAGCUGAAGAUGACGUUAAGCAAAUUACUGUACGGUUUUCCCGCCCUGAGACUGAGCAAGCUCGUCAAAGACGUGUUCAGUCUUACGAAUUCCUGCAGAAGAGACAAGCAGAAGAGCACUGGGUUCAUCUCCAUUAUUAUGGCUUGAAGGACAGCCGUUCAGAACAUGAGCGCCAGUAUUUAUUCAGCCAAGGUCACGGCCUUGCUGAGAAUACAGAAUUAAUAAAAUCUCCCAGUGAAUAUUUAAUGAUGCUGAUGCCUCCAAGCGUAGAGGAAGAGAAUAGCAAACCAGUGGCUCCAAGCAAUGUGCUUUCUAUGGCCCAGCUGAGAACUUUACCCCUUGCUGAUCAGAUCAAGAUCCUGAUGAAGAACGUGAAGGUGAUGCCAUUUGCAAACCUGAUGAGUUUGCUGGGCUCUGGGACAGAUUCUACAGCAGUUCUCCGCUGCAUACAGCAGGUGGCGAUGCUGGUCCAGGGAAACUGGGUGGUGAAGAGCGAUGUGCUCUACCCUAAAGACACUUCCAGUCCACAUAGUGGAGUCCCUGCAGAAGUGCUUUGUAGAGGGAGAGACUUUGUUAUGUGGAAGUUCACACAGGACCGCUGGGUUGUACGAAAGGAGGUGGCAGCAGUUACAAAACUUUGCCCUGAAGAUGUGAAAGACUUCCUAGAGCACAUGUCUGUGGCAAGAAUAAACAAAGGUUGGGAGUUCAUGCUCCCUUAUGAUGAAGACUUUGUUAAGAAGCAUCCAGAUAUAGUUCAGAGGCAACGUAUGCUGUGGAUGGGCAUUCAGGCCAAAUUAGAAAAAGUCUAUAAUCUUGUAAAGGAACACUUGACACCAAAGAAGCAAGAGUCACAAUCAGGCCAUCCAUUGCUGGUUUCUGGGGAGCAAAGAGUCAACAUGGCAAAAGCGAAAGUCAAGCAGAACUAUGGGCAGCUAGAGAAGGAGUUCCAGAAGCAAAAGGCAGAACUGAAAUCAAGUGACACUUCAUCCAAGAUAGAUGUUUCUAAUAUCCACAUUAAAGAGGAGCCUGUGAGUGACGAGGAGCCCAUGGACACCUCAGUGUAUGAAGGCCUGAACAACGGCAUUGUCAAUGGCCUCCACAUGGAGGAGGACUCCACAGACUCCUUAAAUGGCCACUUGCCUGGAGGCUGCAGCGAUCGGGUAGCCCAAGAACUGAAGGCAUUUGUGUCCUCAACGUUUAGGAAACAAUUUGUGCUCACCUUGAGUGAGCUUAAACGGUUGUUUAACCUUCAUUUAGCCAGUCUGCCUCCAGGACACAUAUUGUUCAGUGGCAUUUCAGACAAAAUGUUACAGGACAUGGUGUUAGACAUUGGCUGCAAACAGAUUUUGGUGCCUUUUCCUCCACAGACUGCUGCUUCACCAGAUGAGCUAAAGGUUUAUGCACUUUGGGAAGCCGGUGACAUUUAUGAUCAGCAUCGCCAAGUUUUGCUUGAAAUUUUUUCGAAAAAUUAUCGAGUGCGCAGAAAUGUCAUUCAGAAUCAGCUGAGUCAAGACCUCAACAAGCAGGAGGUGGAUAGAGUGCUAAAGGACUGCUGUGUGAGCUAUGGUGGAAUGUGGUAUCUUAAAGGGACUGUGCAGUCUUGACGGCAGCUGUGGCGGUUUCUGUGCUUCAGAUGCUCUCCUGGAUGAAAGAGGAAACCUGCGGUGGGCGGCACAGACAGUAACGCUGUGGCCUCAGGAGUGUGGGGCAGGAGCUGACCUACUUUGGGGCAUGUGGCAUUGCAGACAGUCACUGACAUCACAGCACACUCACACAUAUGUUUGCAUGGCCGCCUGGGUGCAGCGAGCAACUAGGAAGACAACACGGGACCCUGUCUGCAGUUUGAUUAAUCUGGGAUUUCUAAUGUAUUUUGCUUCUCCUUCUCUUUCCUUAUAAUAAAAUAAAACCAUAUACUGACACAGACAUGAUGGAAAAUCAUGGUCUAAUAUUUUAUUUUGUAAGUAAGUGAUGCCAAUAAAUUAAAUUUGUUUACAAACAUCCCAGGUUCUGUUAAAUACCUAGAUGCUCAGGCAUUAGUCUGAGCAUUACAACAGCCCUUGCCGCCUUUACAACAAGGGUAGUGAUGUUCAUGGGCACAUCAGGUCAGGGAGGGGGGGAUACAAAAUCACUGUCUUUAAACAUCGUAUGACAUAGCAACUGUUCUCACCUGGUGUCUGUAAAAUGAACUGUCUGAAAAAGUACUUACACUUGAAAUAGAUGUGAAACAACUACUGGAUGUCUUAUUGAUGUGGGUUUUGGUUGAUGGAGUUUUGCCUUACUGUGUGCAAAGGUAAGUGCACCAUGUGCAAGACAUCCAGCUGCAGUUAUCACACUUGGCAACAAUGUAAAACCUCUAUUUUGUGUAACUUUUUUAAAAAUAAAAUUUUAUCUUGAAGGUCA